Messenger RNA from Lathyrus oleraceus (garden pea), 1680 nucleotides. RefSeq lists its product as uncharacterized. NCBI's taxonomy places the organism in Eukaryota, Viridiplantae, Streptophyta, Magnoliopsida, Fabales, Fabaceae. The record is from RefSeq and is a predicted model, not a curated record. Bases 1 to 1680 code for a protein of 559 amino acids. The transcript has a single exon.
AUGACACCCAUUGAGACUGACGAAGAUGUCAAGUCGAUGUUUCAAUGUCAUAUAACAUUAUCUCAAUUACCCACCAUUGAGAUAUAUGUUCGUCUAGUCGAAAAUCUUGAAGAACAACCGAGUCACAAUGAAAAUCUUGAAGAACAACUGACUCACAAUGAAAAUCUCUGUUAUCCAACGCAAUUUGUACAGUCACAUAAGUACGGAAUGAGUCAAGCCAUUGACGAGUACGGAAUGAGUCAAGCAAUCUCCGUUUUCAGAAGUUUCAUACCAACUCACAAUGCUGACGAAAUAGAGGAGGGCAUCGACUUUGAAAAUAAGGAAGAGUGUGUUCUGGCGUUGCAACAAUGGCAUAUAAAAUGUAGUCUAGAUUUUUCUAUGGUUAAAUCUGAAAAUGUACGUUUUGUCAUCAAAUGUAGAAAUUCAACAUGCAAUUUCAAAUGCAGGGUCUCUUUGCGUAAGGGCAACUCAAGGUGGAGAGUUGGCAAGUCUGGUGGGCCUCAUACGUGCACAACCACUUCCAUGUCACAAGACCAUACAAAACUCAGUUCAGAAAUGAUUAGUAAGAGAAUAAUGGAGCUUGUAAAUCGGGACGCUUCUCUUAAGGUGAAGGUUAUCAUCGCUCAUGUUGCUGAGAAGUACAUUUAUAUCAUAUCCAACAAAAAGGCAUGGAUUGCAAAGUGUAAGGCAAUUGAGUCGCUGUAUGGAAAUUGGGAGACAUCUUACAACGAUCUGCCGCAGUGGAUACUGGUAAUGAAAACAUAUCUACCAGGUACCGUUAUAGAAUUGCAAUCCUUACCUGUGAUUUCAAAUGAUGGUUCACACUUGGGUGACCAAAGGAUAUUUCAUCGUCUGUUUUGGGCGUUUCGACCAUGUAUACGUGGUUUCGCAUAUUGUAAACCUAUUGUGCAGGUUGAUGGAACAUGGUUGUAUGGCAAGUAUAGAGGGACUCUGUUGAUGGCUAUGGCACAGGAUGGGAACGGGAACAUAUUUCCGAUAGCGUUCGCAUUGGUUGAAAGUGAGACAAAGGAAGCUUGGAGUUUCUUUCUUAAGAAUUUAAGAAUACACGUUACCCCCCAAGAAAAUCUAUGUCUAAUAUCAGACAGGCAUGAAUCAAUAAAGAGUGCACAUAACAAUCCGGAAAAUGGAUGGCAGUAUCCUCCAUCAUCACACGUCUAUUGCAUUAGACACAUCGCGCAAAACUUCAUGCGCGAGAUUAAAGACAAGGAUCUGCGCAAAAUAGUUGUUAACAUGGGUUAUGCAUUAACAAAGGCGAAAUUUAACUACUAUCGGGGGCAAAUCCGAAGAACAAACAACGAAGCUUUAUCAUGGAUAGACAACAUCCCUCGGGAGAAGUGGGCAAGGGCAUUUGACGGAGGGCAACGCUGGGGUCACAUGACAACUAACCUAGCAGAAGCAAUGAACUCGGUGCUAAAGGAAACCCGAAACCUUCCAAUCACUGCAUUGGUCAAAUCUACAUACUAUCGAUUAGGAUCACUAUUUGGUAGAAGAGGCUAUCAAUGGACAAAAGUGUUAGCCUCUGGGCAGGUUUUUACUGAUAACUGCAACAAGAGGAUGGCUGAGGAAGUCAUCAAAGCUAACACGCAUAACGUCAUGCAGUUCGAUCGCGAGAGAUUUUAUUUCAUGGUCCAAGAGAAGAUUAAUCAUAACGACGGUUGA